Molecule: messenger RNA, 1383 nt
Organism: Mycena indigotica
Lineage: Eukaryota; Fungi; Basidiomycota; Agaricomycetes; Agaricales; Mycenaceae
Product: Small monomeric GTPase
Exons: 6
Coding region: 1-1383 (460 amino acids)
Biological process (GO): proteasome-mediated ubiquitin-dependent protein catabolic process
Cellular component (GO): nucleus
Molecular function (GO): protein binding; protein-macromolecule adaptor activity
Source: RefSeq, a predicted model, not a curated record
AUGGCGACCACCUCUCCGAAAACCGCGCUGACCGAGCGUACAAACCUCAAACUUGCCACUCCAACCACGCUCACAUCGUGGCUCAAACGCCCUGCAAGCUCGACACUAGCUGACACCCCCGUCUCGAAAGCGCCGACGACGACGAUAACGCUCAACCAUGCCAGCAAAGAAGAUUUACACGUGUCGCCUCCAUUGCGGCGCGUCCAUUUCUAUCGACACUUCCUAUCCUCCGUUCUUUUGCGUCAUCAGUGCAUUCAGAUGUCUUUCGCUGUCACUCGGUCUUGGACGAGCCUUUCUUCGCUCCACCGUAUGCUUGCUCAUACACCCACGGCAAGAGCCCGUUCGGGCGGGAGUCCAAUCUUGGCUAUCGCAACGGAACAAGGCACAGUCCACACCGUCAACACGCAAGCGCGGAAGGCUUGGGAUCCUGAACCUGUGCACACGACACUCCAGCCUCAUAACAAUGGCAUCUUCGAUGUUAAGUGGAAUGCGACAGACAAUCUUCUGGCCACCGCCUCUGGGGACAGAACAGGACGCGUCUGCGAUGUAGAAACCUCGACCCCAAUUCACACCCUUGGCGGUCAUUUUAGCACUCUCAAAUGCGUGUCUUGGAACCCUCGAAAUCCAAAUCUCGUCAGCAGCGGAGGCAGAGAAGGCAUGAUAUGUGUUUGGGACAUUCGUGCUGGCGAAUCCCGAUCGAGCGACGCGGCUUUGUUGGCGGUACAAACUAUUUUGGCUGCUCAUGAAGAUAUCGGACCGACGGGGAAACGCAAAGAACCCAAGGGCAAACAUGCCAAUGCGCCUAGGACAGUGACGGGCCUCUCGUAUUCUGACAUGAAUGAAUUCCACUUGAUUACCAGUGGUUCAGCAGAUGGAAUUCUCCGUUGUUGGGAUCUCCGAACCACGAAGAAAGUGAAGGAGCCAGCUUGUGUUCUCUUUUCACCGCAAGAUGCCACACUUCAAACGACAUCAUCUCGACGACCGAGAGGAAUCAUCAGUCUUGCUCAAGGUUGCGGGCCAUCGGUCGGUUUAAUCUUCGCAUUAGCGGCCGAUGCUCGUAUCUACACUUUCGACCGCGAUUCAUUGACAGCAUAUGGACACACGUAUACCCACACGAAUCUGAGAACCAACUUUUAUGUGGGACUCUCUACGUCUCCUUGUGGCCGGUGGCUUGCCAGCGGAGGAGCCGGAAUACCCGGAAGUGGCUUCAUGUUCGAUGUCAGCAAUGCCACACGAGGACAGAUCGCUGAACCUGGUGUCGAGCUCAAAGGGUACACUGGAGAGUGUGGAGGAGUUGAUUGGGCAGAUGGAAUGCUCGCAACAGCCUGGGACGAUGGGGUCGUUCGUGUGUGGAGGCCAAGGGUCAAUGACGAGAUAGAGUAA